AGCGUGCCCCGCCUCUCUCCGUCCUCGCAUCCGUCCCGCCCCUUCCUCCCGAGCUAGCCCCCGCAGUGCCCGCCCAACUCCAGGACUAUGCGGAGAGACAGAAACCAAAACUCGGCACACACGAAAGCCUGGGCCUCCUUAAAGCCCCAACUCUGAGCGCUUUCUGGGCAGCUCUUGAACUCCACUGCGGCCCCUCACUGAUGGCAGCCAUGUUAGUUGCAUCCGGGUAUGUCGAGGAGCCCCGACCAAAGUCUCCCGGAAGUGACGCGAGCGCGGAGGGAUUCGCAUUCGGCUGAGGCCCAGGAGGAAGAAAUUUUAUCCUUUCCAGUGUGGAGACAUCAAGGGUCGCAGAGGGCAAGUGAAUUGUCUAAGGUCGCUUCGGCAAGGGCGUUCACCUUCAGCUCGGCAACAUUUGCCCAUGGAAUGGUGCCAAGCCACCGUGGUCUUUGCGGUGGACACAGACCGAACUGUGUGCCGGGGUCACCUAAACUAACCCAGUGCCCUGGGAUCUCACUUGGUCUCCUACCCCUUGAGUCUGCACAUGCAGGGUUCUUGCUGACCUCGACUGCAGGACAAACUACAGGAAAGUGCUCUACAGAUGGUUCUAAGAAGUCUUCGAUGAAGCUAAAGAGAGCAGAUUUCUCUAGUGUGUCGCCACCAUCCCCCUCUGGAGACUUGGGAAGCAGAAGGAUAGCAGUGAGACAGAGUGAAGCUGACAUGCAUAGAGAAGCUGGGAUUGUUUUCUCAGGGAAACUACCAUGUCUUGAAGACACUCAAGCAGCCCUAUGGAGAGACCCAUGUGGCAAGGAACUGAGGUCCACAGCCAGCAACCAGUGUAUGCACUUGGCAGAAAUGAGUACUGCCCGGCGGAUCCCUCCGCCGCAGCGUGCGCUACCGGUAGCGCCGCGAUCGGCUUUUCGGCAAUACCCGGAUGGAAGCGUAAUGGCCGCCAUCGGGGACUCGCAGGCAAUGGGGACCACGACAGGUAUUCCCUAUGAACGGGGCCGCUCAGACUUGUUAGGAUGCCGGGACUUCUAG
Messenger RNA from Prionailurus viverrinus (fishing cat), 1038 nucleotides. RefSeq lists its product as uncharacterized. The record is from RefSeq and is a predicted model, not a curated record. The transcript has 7 exons. NCBI's taxonomy places the organism in Eukaryota, Metazoa, Chordata, Mammalia, Carnivora, Felidae. Bases 229 to 1038 code for a protein of 269 amino acids.